CCGGAACUCGGCACGUUCAUCGACGAUGGCGCCCUCCAGCUCGUCGAAGUCCUGGGCUACGGCGGCUACGGCGUCGUCUACCGCGCCGUCGACCCCCGGUCCUGCGAUCAGACCUCCUAUGCCGUCAAGUGUCUCAUCCAUGCCAAUAUGCACGAAACGUCCCGCCAGCGACAAGUCCACCUCCGCGAGAUCGCCCUCCACCAGCGCGCCUCCGCGCACCCCAACGUUGUCACCCUGCACCGCGUCAUCGAGGAGCACGACUACACGUGGAUCGUCAUGGACUAUUGCAGCGACGGCGACCUCUUCUCGCAAAUUCUCAACAACCGUCGCUAUCUCGGGCGAGAGCGGCUCAUCAAGCGGGUCUUCCUUCAGCUGCUCGACGCGGUUGAAUAUUGCCAUUCUAUCGGUAUUUAUCACCGUGAUCUGAAGCCAGAGAACGUUCUAUGCUUUGAUGAAGGCCUGCGGCUGGCCAUCACUGAUUUUGGUCUCGCCACAACCGAUGCGCUCAGCGAUGAGUUCCGCACAGGCAGCAUCUACCACAUGAGUCCCGAAUGCAAAGGCGGCGCCUUUGCGCCCGAGGGGACAUAUGCUCCUAUGUUCAAUGAUAUAUGGUCUCUUGGUAUCAUCCUUCUUAAUAUUAUUACCGGCCGCAAUCCCUGGCGGUCCGCAUCGGACUCGGAUCCGACGUUCCGCGCGUAC
Molecule: messenger RNA, 699 nt
Organism: Gloeophyllum trabeum ATCC 11539
Lineage: Eukaryota; Fungi; Basidiomycota; Agaricomycetes; Gloeophyllales; Gloeophyllaceae
Product: kinase-like protein
Exons: 2
Biological process (GO): peptidyl-serine phosphorylation; autophagy
Cellular component (GO): cytoplasm
Molecular function (GO): ATP binding; protein serine/threonine kinase activity
Source: RefSeq, a predicted model, not a curated record